CAAGACGUGUCAUCUUGUUUUCGUUCAGAUAUCGUCAUGCAGCACCCUCGGGGCCAUGGCCUUGGGUCGAUUUUAACACCGACCUUCCACUCCGUGAGCGGUCAUUGCAUGAGGGCGAACAUAAAUGGCACGGAUACCCGCAAAAGCUCUUCGGCAACUGGACUUCAAUACCAGUGGAACGAAGCAAGAUGUUUAUCAAGUGUGCGGAAAGGGGACCGUGCGUCAUACAUGGCAUUGACGUAAUGGACAACGACGGGAAAUUCAAAACACUGUGCGCGCAACGACUGGACGACGUUGCAGAGGAAGAAAAUAAAUUCUGGUCAAAAUUACAUGAGAAGGUGGAGAACGUCCGUGUUCGGGCGUUGUUCGUGGAUAACCUGACUGUACCCGUUUUGAAGAUGUUGGGGACGAGGUUUAACAUUGAGCCAUUCUUCUUCUCAUCCUCCACAAACUGGAUUCCUUCGCGAUAUCGGGAAGAGGUUCGACAUGGAAAGGGGGAUCAUAUCACAGUUAUCCUUCCUUUCAUUCGAACCACGGAGAAGCCAAUUCACAGGGUUCCUUCGUCUUCUAGCUCAUCAGGCGCAAAAAGAAAGAACUCUAUAGACGUUCUGGCACCACUUCACCUGCACGGCGAACAUGUACUUCUCAUUGACCUCAUGGCAGUCCAUAUGAUCCGUGAGAGUAAUUCCUCCACAAUCAUAACGUAUCAUCCUUCGCUGCCUGGCCGCACGACCGCCGAGCGCUUGCAUCAGGUUAUGGAGCUCGCAGGUGGAAGUGUUUACUGGAAUAAAAUAUUCGAGGCAUCCAAAGAUCCAACUUUUUUCUUCCUGGCAAUUUUGUGGUACGCGCUGUAUGCGUGGGAUGAGGCAUUUGAAGUGUUGUAUUUGCGCAUCAAGGAGUUGGAGGCAAUCUUGAAUGAGUCCGACUUCACUCGUAUGGCCGAUCGGAACCACAGCCUCCACAGCCUUCAGGCUCACUUACUCCAUUACCAAACCCUCCUUCAUGAUUUUCAGAUAUCUGUCGAAUUCGUCAAGGACUCUCCUAACCCUGCAAUGGAGCCUAGCGAUAAUCAAAGCACUUCAAAGGAGUUUAUCGAUAAUCAAAACACUACAAAGGAGUUGAUGGAGCGAGAAUGCAAGAACCUUCUUUCUGAAAUCGACAGGUUAGAAAGGAAAUGUUUGAUGUUCAUUAGUCGAUUGAAGAAUGCUACGGACUUGGCAUUCGCGUCUAUCAAUAUCGAGGACAGUCGUCAGACACAGAGAUUAACAGAGGCAACCCUUCGAGACUCUGCGGUGAUGAAGCAGAUUUCAUACCUGACCAUGGUCUUCUUGCCCGCCAGUUUUACUGCUUCGGUCUUUGGGAUGAACGUGGUCGAAAUGAAUCCCGGUUCCCUAGAGACAGUCGCGCGCUAUGUCGAGGUGUCUUUCGUGCUGACUUUUGCCACGACGUGGGUUGUUAUCGCUUUACAACCAUACAGUACAAUCCACAAGUCUGAUGCGGGUAUCUGGCGGAGGGCUGUUUGGCCUGCAUUUUUUCUCUCCCAUAUAUUUAUGGCGUACUUCAGGAAGACCUCGUCGCAGGGCAAUAAUCCCUGCUUACAUCCCAUUCGGAGAGGACGUCGUUCUUCAACGUUGAGGUUCGACGACGAAGCAUGA
Messenger RNA from Suillus clintonianus, 1655 nucleotides. RefSeq lists its product as uncharacterized. The transcript has 9 exons. NCBI's taxonomy places the organism in Eukaryota, Fungi, Basidiomycota, Agaricomycetes, Boletales, Suillaceae. The record is from RefSeq and is a predicted model, not a curated record. Gene Ontology annotation, molecular function: magnesium ion binding; cobalt ion binding; cobalt ion transmembrane transporter activity. Gene Ontology annotation, biological process: metal ion transport; transmembrane transport. Gene Ontology annotation, cellular component: membrane. The coding region runs from base 189 to 1655 and encodes 488 amino acids.